Messenger RNA from Penaeus chinensis, 2041 nucleotides. Its product is annotated as atypical protein kinase C-like. NCBI's taxonomy places the organism in Eukaryota, Metazoa, Arthropoda, Malacostraca, Decapoda, Penaeidae. Gene Ontology annotation, molecular function: ATP binding; protein serine/threonine kinase activity; protein binding. Gene Ontology annotation, biological process: protein phosphorylation. The transcript is spliced from 17 exons. Bases 338 to 1990 code for a protein of 550 amino acids. The record is from RefSeq and is a predicted model, not a curated record.
AGUGUUUUGGUCGCAGGAGGAAGCCGCUCGCCUCCUCGGCCGCCCUUUUCCUCGCCCCCGCCGCAUGACACCUCUCCCCGGGCCCACUGCGCCGUCCAAGUGAUCCAGAGCCCCUCCAGACCGCAACCCGAGGGCGCCGGAAGCGUUCCCUCCGAGAAAGGCGAGAGAAACGGCGAGGGCGAGCGCGUGCGAGGGAAGGUAGGCCUAUCACCUGUCAGCCGCGACCUGUCAAGGGAAACCCUUCGGCGCGAUUUCGUUCGUGGCGGCGCCCGCAGACCUGCCCCAGCCCCGACGACCUCGCCAGGAGUGCCUCGCCGAGGGAUAGAGCCGAGGCAAGAUGCCAGCCCAGGCGCAGGGAGGCAAGGACGUGGGCGAGCCUUCGGAGAUCCGAGUCAAGAUCGCCUUCAGCGGGGAGGUGUACAUCACAUACAUCCCCCCCGCCCUCGAGGUGGAGGCGCUCGAGCAGGAGAUCCGGGCGAUCUGCAAGUUCGAGCCCGGGCAGGUCUUCACCGUCAAGUGGGUCGACGAGGAAGGCGACCCGUGCACCAUCUCGUCACAGCAGGAGCUCGACGAGGCGCUCAGACUCUACGAGCUCAACAAGGACUCCGAACUCGCCAUCCAUGCUUAUCCCCACUUUCCCUCGGCCCCUGGAGACGGCCGGGAGAGGAGCAUAUACAGGAGAGGAGCGAGAAGAUGGAGGAAGCUGUACAAAGUCAACGGCCAUAUCUUCCAGGCCAAACGAUUCAACAGAUUACCCACGACUCUUCCUCAAGAAGCGGUCGCCCACAUAGGGGGGAACCAACGGGAGGAUGGCGGUAGACUACACUGCAGACGUCUCAGGGGCCCCCCACGAGCCCAUUACUCCCACUGGCCCCAGGGGGGCCCCUUUCUUUCCUUGGGUGACUUUGAUUACCGUGUCAUUGGCCGUGGGUCGUACGCAAAGGUGCUGAUGGUGGAGCUGAAGAGAACUAAACGCAUCUAUGCCAUGAAGGUCAUUAAGAAAACCUAUGACCAAAAGAUUGGGGGUUUUUACAGAGAAACAUGUUUGGGGGAAAAGCUUCCAAUUUACCCUUUUUUUGGGGGUUUUUGGAAAAAACAUUUGGGCUUCCAAACUCCGUCCCGCCUCUUCUUUGUGAUCGAGUUUGUUCGUGGAGGUGACUUAAUGUUCCACAUGCAGAGGCCCGCGAAAGUUUGCCCCAAAGAAAAAAUUCCCGGUUUUAAAGCAAGCCCAAAUUUGCUUUCCCCUUUAAAUUUCCUUCAUGAAAAAGGUAUACUGAGAAUAUAUAAUGUUUUCUUCAGUGUUGACUGGUGGGCAUUAGGAGUCCUCUUGUAUGAGAUGUUGGCCGGCAAGAGUCCCUUCGACAUUGUGGGACUGGAGAGAAAGCAAAUUCCUCCGCCUUACAAACCACGCGUGGACGGAGAACGAGACCUUGAAAACUUUGAUCCUCAGUUUACUGCAGAGCCUGUUCAGUUUACUCCAGAUGAGCCGUUAUGGGAUAACUCUCCUCUGGUGAUGCUGGGAAAGGAGGAAUUUGAUGUGUGUGAUGCUCUUCUUGUGAAGCCUUGUGUGUUUUCACCUCUUGCCAUGAUGCAGAGGGUUUCCAGUGGAGACUUGGUUGUGGAGAAGGUUAUGCAGUCUUAUUUAACUUUAGAUGUAGCCCUGACUAAUAUGUUCUUGUCAGAACAUCAGAGGUGUGUUGCUAUGCAGGAUGGUGGAAGACUGCAGGACAUAGAACUGUGCUUUGGCUUUGUAGUGGCUGUGUAUGUCUGCGUUAUUGCUUUGCAGUUGGAGCAGCGGCAGGUACCCCCGCCCUAUCGCCCCAGGCUAGACUCAGACCGUGACUUGGCUAACUUCCCGCCAGAGUUCACAGAUGAGCCUAUCCAGCUAACACCUGAUGACGCGCGCGCCAUCGAGAACAUCGACCAGAGCGAGUUCGAGGGCUUCGAGUACGUGAACCCGCUGCUGAUGAGCAUGGAAGACUGCGUGUAAGAGGCCAGGGCAGCUCCAGGACCCCUCCCCCGCGCCCACGCCCGCCCCCAC